This is a messenger RNA of Rotaria sp. Silwood1, 1470 nucleotides long. The record is from the annotation of a GenBank genome assembly. NCBI's taxonomy places the organism in Eukaryota, Metazoa, Rotifera, Eurotatoria, Philodinida, Philodinidae.
AUGCAAGUAGCAACUGGUUUUCUUUUCAAUUGUAUGCUUUUAAUUUUCGGAGUUUCGUCAACAAAUUAUAAUCAAGUAAAACUUCCGAAAAAUGAUUUCCAAUAUAUUAUUAAUAAUUUACAAAUUAAAUAUAAGUUGAAUUAUGAAGAUGCGAAAAGGUGUGUUACAGAAUUAGAACAUUUUUAUACUGGUAUUAAAUAUAAAAUUAUUGAUAAUGUGUUAGAUCAUCCAUCAACAGCAAUUAAAAAUGCAUGGGAAUCACAUAUUAUUUAUACAUCAAUGUAUUUUAAUUUUACUCAUUCAACAUUUGGUACAUAUGUUCAUUAUCAACCGAUAGAACACGAUAAAGGACAAUUAAAUAUAUACAACAAACUCAAAACAUUUGGAAUAAAUAAUAUGAAUGAAACAGUUUGGCUAUUGAAAACCUUACAACAACAAGAACAUUAUUCAUCAUUGGCAACGUGGAAUACUUAUUACAUGGAAUCAAACACUUCUUUAUCAAAUUUUAAUCAAAAGGAAAAUAGAUUUCUGAAAAAUUUUAUAGACGAAUAUAAACCAUCAUUUCAUGACUUUCAAAUAUUAGAUAUUGCUAUGGGACAAGGACGAAAUUCAAUUUGGCUUGCACAAAAAGGUUACAAUGUAACAGGAUUUGAUUCAUCUAUUGAAGGUGUACAAAUAGCUAAAAAACAGGCAAAACAUUUCAAUCUGACUACAUUACAAGCAUAUGUAACAACAAUCGAAGAGUUUCAUUUUGACGUUGAACAAUGGGAUUUAAUUAUAUGUAUGUAUUUUCCAAUAAUAAAUCAAACUAAUUACUUAAGAAGAAUAGAGCAAUCAUUAAAAUAUAAAGGUUUAUUAAUAGUUGAAGUUUUUCAUUGGAAUAGUUUAAAUGGUGACUAUAUAAUUCCACUAGAUAUUACCUAUAGAACAAAUUCUAUACCAUUAUUAUUUCCAAAUUUAACAACUCUUAUAUACGAAGAACCAACUGAUUAUAGUGACUUUGGAAAUAAGCUAACAAAAAUUAUUCGAUAUGUUGGACAAAAGCAUACUACAAUAACUAUUAAAUUAAAACAAACAUAUUCAUGGGCAAAUUAUCUUUGGCCAUGUUUAUCAGUAUCUGGUUUUCUUAUCGACACACUCGAUUGUCUAGCAGGUUGUGACUCUAUUACAACAAGUAUUUAUGUAAAAGGUACUUGUAUUAAUUAUGAUUUUGGCUUAAAUUCAUGGAGUUUAGCAACAUAUAUUAAUUUAGCAGUACGUAGUGAUAAUGGACAAAUUAAUUCAUCAUCAAUCACAAGCAUGUCUCCACUAAUCACUCUACCUGUUAAUACACAACAAAUACUUCGUAUUCCAAUGACAGAUAUUGAUAAUGAUAUUAUUAAAUGUCGAUGGGCAAAUAGUACAUCUAUAGUAGCUUCUAUAACUAUCGAUGAAUGUGGUGGUAUUUGUCAAAAAAUACCUAGUGCUUAA